Paramecium octaurelia is the source of this 1538-nucleotide messenger RNA. NCBI's taxonomy places the organism in Eukaryota, Ciliophora, Oligohymenophorea, Peniculida, Parameciidae. The record is from the annotation of a GenBank genome assembly.
AUGUUUCAAUAGGAAGAUGUAUAUAAUUAUUGUAAAUUUAGAAUCGUGUAAAGGCUAAAAGGGAAAAUUAUGCUGUCGAAAUUAGAAACUAGAGCAGAUUAGCAAUAUUUCAUUAAAAAAGAAAUUAAUUUGCAUCCUAAGCAACAUUAUAUAAGUAUGUGCCUGAAAAUUUCUUGGAGUCGAUUCCAGAAGCUGAGAUUCAAGUAUUUGUCACAGAAAAGCUAUUGAAUCCUAAUAAUCAAUUGCCUUAUAUUUUGGAAGGCUUAAAAAUUUUAAAUGAAAAGAGGAAGUAAUUAAAAAUUUACAAACUACUCUAAUCUAAAUUAUUAGAAUUAAUCACUCCUUUUGUAGGAGUAUUAUCAACUAAAGAAGAGUACUUAUCGUACCUAGUGUAUUAUCAUUUAUUAAAUAUCAUUUAUUAUUUAGAUUAAUCAUAAUUGGUUUUAUUUUACAAUAUGACAGGGUUCAAGGAAUUGUAUUAUUAUAUCAAGGAUUCAACAUUCGAUUUUGUAAGAGCAGAAAAAUUAGAAGUUGCUGCUUUUGGAUUAUUUACUAUUGCAAAUAUUUUGAGUGAAAAGGCUUUGGUUCUCAAACAUCCAUUCAUCACUCAAUAAUAUCAAUAGUUUUUAAUGGACCUUACAAUCCUUUAAUAGAAUAUUAAGAUAAAUCCAACAGUGAAUUUCAUUCAUGGUUUAAUGUGGGUUUUGAGAAAUUUAAGCCAAUUAUCAAACAAUGUUUAUUUCUAAUUCUUUGAUAUCUUAUAAAUGAACAUCACUUUCAUAGAAAAGUUUCAAAACAAUAAUAAUGAUAUUUCAUUUCAAAUAAGCCAAGACUUCUUACAAGGAUUAUCAACUAUAACCAGAAACAUGACAGAAGAUGAGAUAAGUGAAUUAUUUGCUACACAUAUCUAAUUGCUGAUAUUUUUGAUAUCAAACCCUUGGGAUCCAAAAGUACAUCUGGAAUAGGCUGAAGUUAUUCGAAAUCUUUUGUAUGGUUAGGAUGAUGUAAUUGAACAGCUCCUCUCACUUGGUUUAAGUGAAGUGAUUAUGAAAUUAAUGUCCAGCAAUAAUCAAGAAGUAAUUGAGGAGACCAUUGGAUGCAUUAGGAAUAUCUUUGGUGCGGAAGAUGAAGAAUUAAUAACAUCAUUUUUAAAUUAGCAGUAGUUACCACUCAUCAAAGAUUUAUUGUAUCGAUGCACAGGUGCUAAUAAAUUAGAGGUAAGAAAUGAGGCAUUCGGAGCCAUUUAAGUGUUGCUGACAAACUUUUAAGAAUCAGCCGAAGUUGUAAUCAAAUUUGGAGGGAUUGAAAUCUUGGUGAAUUCAUUAACAGAUACAGUUGGUCAAACAGAAAUCAUCAACAAUAUAUUAAGUUCCUUACACCAAUUACUUUCAUUUGAUUCUUCAAUCAAUUUGGAUUAAGUCAAGUAAUUGAUCUUAAAUUGUUCAGGAGAACAGAUCAUAAGUUAAUAUCUUGAUAGUAAAGAUGAAUUAACGAGAACUUUGGCUUUUAAAUUAAUUGGAUUUAUCAAUUUAGAGUGA